GUGUGGCCGGACAUGAAAUUUGGCUGGAGAAUUGUGGUGGGUACAAUAAUUGGAUUCUUUGGAGCAGCAUUUGGGAGUGUUGGAGGUGUUGGUGGGGGCGGUAUUUUUGUUCCCAUGCUCACCUUGAUUAUUGGAUUUGAUGCAAAAUCAUCCACAGCAAUUUCAAAAUUUAUGAUUACCGGUGCAGCAGCUUCAACAGUUUACUACAAUUUAAGGCUUAGGCAUCCUACACUUGAUAUGCCCAUCAUUGACUAUGACUUGGCACUCUUGUUUCAACCGGUAUUGGUGCUUGGAAUCAGCAUUGGUGUUACAUUAAAUGUGAUUUUGGCUGACUGGAUGAUCACAGUUCUUCUAAUUAUUCUCUUCAUAGGGACAUCAACCAAGGCUUUCUUAAAAGGUGUUGAAACAUGGAAAAAGGAAACCAUAAUUAAAAAGGAGGCUGCUAGACGUUUGUUAUCAAAUGGUGAUGAUAAUGAUGAAGUGGAAUACAAGCCUCUUGCUGGAGGCCCGAGCAAUGGCGCAGGACCAGAAUCAAAGGAGAAAAAAGAAGAGGUUUCUCUUUUUGAGAAUGUUCAAUGGAAGGAACUCGGAGUUCUCUUUGCUGUCUGGGUGAUUAUCCUUGCAUUGCAGAUCUCCAAGAAUUAUACAUCAACUUGCUCAGCAGCAUAUUGGGUUCUCAACAUAUUGCAGUUUCCAGUUGCUCUUGGAGUUAGUGUCUAUCAGGCAGUUAACUUGUACAAAGGACGGAGGAAGAUUAAAUCCAAGGGAGAGGCCGGCACAAAUUUAAAAGUACACCAGUUGGUUCUUUAUUGCUGCUGUGGAGUAUUGGCUGGUGUAGUUGGUGGGUUGCUUGGUCUUGGUGGAGGAUUCAUUUUGGGGCCACUUUUUCUGGAAUUGGGAGUCCCUGCACAGGUUUCAAGUGCCACAGCCACAUUUGCCAUGACAUUUUCUGCUUCCAUGUCAGUCGUCGAGUACUAUCUCUUAAAACGUUUUCCAAUUCCUUACGCUUUAUACUUUGUUUCUGUGUCCACCGUCGCGGCCUUUGUAGGGCAGCACGUUGUAAGAAGGCUUAUCAGUAUAUUAGGGAGAGCAUCUAUAAUUAUCUUCAUUUUGGCAUUCACAAUAUUUGUGAGUGCAAUAUCCCUAGGUGGAGUUGGCAUAGCAAAUAUGGUAGAGAAGAUUGAGAAUCAUCAGUACAUGGGAUUUGAGAACCUCUGUACCUAUGAAUCCUAGGCUUGCUUUUAUUUAACCAUUAUUUUUCUUUACAUUCAAAUUUCUCAUAUGUCAAUUUGUGAAUCCCAGGAUGUUGGCCAAUCAAUGCAAACUAUCCUGGUGUGAAUAAUGGUUAGCUUGUGCCAAAUUUUUAUGUUUCACAUGUACACCACUCAUGGCCUGAGCUUUGGAUAUUUUAUCACUAGAAAUUUAAUCUGUUGUAGUUCGCAAAUGCAUAAAUUCAUUAUUGUAUUUGGCAAAAUAAAAUCUUAUCACCUCUACAAUUUUUA
Messenger RNA from Jatropha curcas, 1502 nucleotides. Lineage: Eukaryota; Viridiplantae; Streptophyta; Magnoliopsida; Malpighiales; Euphorbiaceae. The record is from RefSeq and is a predicted model, not a curated record.